Acaulospora colombiana is the source of this 382-nucleotide messenger RNA. NCBI's taxonomy places the organism in Eukaryota, Fungi, Glomeromycota, Glomeromycetes, Diversisporales, Acaulosporaceae. The record is from the annotation of a GenBank genome assembly.
AUGGCAUAUGUAAAUGCGAUAGCCCCUGGUGGUUGCGUAGAUCCAUCCGGUCACAUCCCUAGUUCAAGUCAAACGGCAGAUGUGUAUUCAAAGCUAGUCAACGUGGACUUCCAACUCGUCAAGACCUCUAUAGGCGCGGCCCUCAAGGUCACUGUAAUAGCAGGAGUCGUUGCCGCUACUUAUGUCGUCGCGGAAGUCAUCAAACUCUUUGUAAAACCCCUGUUCUCGUCUCAUCGACGACUUCGGGGACCACCUUCGGCCUCGCUGAUAUUUGGGCACAUGUUAGUAGAGGCGGAUAUUGCCGUCAGUGGGGAGAAAUAUCAUCCUCAAGAGCUAUGGCGGCGAGAAUACGGGCAUAUCUUCAAAACGAAUGCGUUCAUGG